Dictyostelium discoideum AX4 is the source of this 3093-nucleotide messenger RNA. It is a transcript of the gene kif6, whose product is annotated as SAM domain-containing protein. The coding region runs from base 1 to 3093 and encodes 1030 amino acids. The record is from RefSeq and is a predicted model, not a curated record. The transcript is spliced from 3 exons. Lineage: Eukaryota; Evosea; Eumycetozoa; Dictyosteliales; Dictyosteliaceae. Gene Ontology annotation, biological process: microtubule-based movement. Gene Ontology annotation, molecular function: microtubule motor activity; microtubule binding; ATP binding. Gene Ontology annotation, cellular component: microtubule cytoskeleton; cytoskeleton.
AUGGACUUUGAAAAUGAUCAAUUAUAUAAUUGGUUACAAUUAGCAAAUUUAGAAUCUUUUUAUCCAAAUUUUAUUAAAAAGAAUGUUUCAUGUGAUUCGUUUUUGUCAUUCACAAUGCAAGAUUAUGGUAAUGUUGGUAUUACAUCACUUCAAGAUAGAAAAAAACUAUUUCAUUUACUUCAACAAUUAAAAAAACAAACUCCACCAAUAUCAAAUACAUCAUCACCUGUAAUAAAUAGUAAUAAUAAUAACAAUAACAAUAACAAUAAUAAUAAUAAUAAUAAUAAUAAUAAUAAUAAUAAUAAUAAUAAUAAUAAUAAUAAUAAUAAUAAUAAUAAUAAUAAUAAUAAUAGUAGUGGAUUAAGACAACCAACUUCCACUUCAUCUUUAUUAUCAAAUAAUAAUUUAAUGUCAACUCAAACUCAACAGUCAUCAUCUUCAUCAUCAUCAUCAUCACUCUCAUCAAAGAGUAAUAGUAAUUCAGAUUUUAUGCAGAAAGCUCAACAAUUAUUAAAGCAAAGAGAAUUGGAAAGACAACAAUAUGCAAAACAACAACAGCAACAACAAUCAACUCAAACUAAAUAUCAAUCUAGUUUAAAAGAUUUUGAUAUAACAAGUUCAAAUAAAAAUAAUAAUUUAGAUGAUUUCUUUGAAGAUGAUAAUUUAUAUAGUCAACAACAACAACAACAGCAACAGCAACAACAACAACAAGAUUUUGAAUUUGAGGAGGAAGAAGAGGAGGAAGAUCAACAACAACAAUAUGACGAAGAAGAAGAAGAAGAAGAAGAAUAUGAAGAAGAUUUUUAUAAAGAGGAUUUAGGUGAAAUUGAUGAUGGUAAUGUUUUAGAUAUAUCAGAUGAUGAACCUGAUCCAAAUAGUAGUUGUAUCAUUGUCGAAGGUUCACCUGAUGAAGAAGAUGAUGAUGUUGAAUAUAUUCCACAAAAUGAAAGUUUAGUAAAUGGUUUUGGUUCAAUGAAAAUUCAACAACAACAACAACAACAAUUCCAACCAUUACAACAACAACAACAACAACAACAACAACAACAACAACAAUUUUAUCAACAACAAAUACAACAACAACAACAACAACAACAACAACAACAACAACAACAAGUUCAACAACAACAACAACAAUUUAAUAAUUUUAAUUAUAGUGGAUUAAAUGAAGAACAAAUUAAAUAUUAUCAACAACAAGCACAAUAUCAACAACAGGUUCAACAAGCACAACAAGCAGCAAUUCAACAAGCACAACAAGCAGCAGCCUUAGCUCAAGCAUCACAACAACAACUUCAACAACAAGAACAACAAAGACAACAAGCUUCAAAUUUCUUUUUAGAUAUGAAUGAAUAUGGUCAACGUAUUCGUGUUUGUGUUAGAAAAAGACCAUUAAAUAAAAAAGAAAUUGCAAAAUCUGAAAAAGAUAUUAUUGAAGUUUUACCAAAAAAAGAUUUAAUUGUAAAUGAACCAAAAACAAAAUUAGAUUUAAGUAAAUUUAUUGAAAAACAUAAGUUUACAUUUGAUGGUGUAUUUGAUGAAAGUGCAAAUAAUUAUCAAGUUUAUUUACAUACAGCAUAUCCAUUAGUUGAUUCAAUUUUUCAUAAAGGUAAAGCAACAUGUUUUGCAUAUGGUCAAACUGGUUCAGGUAAAACUCAUACUCAAAUGGGUCAACAAGGUGAUGGUUUAUAUGCAUUGGCAGCACGUGAUAUAUUUCAUCGUCUUGAAACUUAUUUUAAAGAUCAACUUCAAGUUUGUAUUAGUUUCUUUGAAAUCUAUGGUGGUAAAUUAUUUGAUCUAUUAAAUGAAAGAAAGAAAUUGGCAUGCAGAGAGAAUGAACUUCAAAAUGUAGUCAUUGUUGGUCUUAGUGAAAAACAUGUUACCUCUCCACAGGAGCUAAUGAAUUGCAUCAUAGAUGGCAAUAAAAUUAGAUCGACAGGUUCAACUGGUGUAAACUCUGAUAGUUCACGUUCACAUGCUAUCCUUCAAAUUAGUUUAAAAAAUAUUAAAACCAAUAAACUUCAUGGUAAAUUUAGUUUUAUAGAUUUGGCAGGUAGUGAAAGAGGUUCCGAUACCUAUGAUAAUGAUAAACAAACUAGAAAAGAAGGUGCUGAUAUCAAUAAAAGUUUAUUGGCUCUUAAAGAAUGUAUUAGAGCUUUAGAUCAAUCUUCAAAACAUACUCCAUUUCGUCAAAGUACUCUAACUCAAGUUUUAAAAGAUUCUUUUGUUGGUAAUUCUAGAACCGUUAUGAUUGCAAAUAUCUCUCCAAAUCAAUCAUCCUCUGAACAUACUUUAAAUACUCUAAGAUAUGCUGAUCGUGUUAAAGAAUUGGGUACUUCUGAAUCAAAUUCAAAUAAAAAACCAGUUGCAACUUAUAAUAUUCCUGCUCCUUUACCACCACCUGAUCAUUUGAAACAAAAUUUUAAUGAUCCAAUUUUAAUACCUUCAACAACAACAACAACAACAACAACAGCAACAGCAAUUAAUUCUCAACAACCAAUAAUUCAACAAACUUCACAACCAGUUUCAAAAAUUAAACAACCAGUUAAACAACAACAAGAAUCACAAAUUCCACAAACUCCACAACAACAACAACAACAACAACCACCACAACAACAACCACAACAACAACAAUAUAAUAUACCACAAACUCCACAACAAACUCAACAACAAUUUAAUAUACCACAAACACCAAAACAACAACAACCAAUUCAAACUCAACCACCAAUGUCACCACCAAAAAUUGAUUUUGUAAAUUAUCAUAGAAAUCAUGUCGAUCAAUUUGCUGAUAUUUUAAAGAAAGAAUUAAUUUCUAUAAAUCAAUUUGAAUCUUCAAAAGGUUCUAUUCCAUUGGAAAAUUAUAUUAAUAAUAUUGAACAAUUUUUAGAUUCAAAACAAUUACUAAUUAAUCAUUUAAGAGGUAUAAUACAGCAACAUCAACAACAACCAAUUCAACAACAACAACAACAACAACAACCAAUUCAACAACAACAACAAUCAACUCCUCAACCUUCUCAAUUACAAACUCCACAACAAAGAGAAAGAGCAAGAAGUCAAUUACAACCUCCUAAACCUUCAAUUUAUAGUUCAAGAAAUUAA